AUGAUGCUUUAUGAGAGCAAUGAUGAAUUGGCAGACGACAUGGAGGAGAAGCUGCCGUACGUUGGACUCGUGAAUCAAGGCAGUACUUGUUAUUUAAACUCUGUUAUACAGGCGCUCUUUCACCUGCCAUCCUUUCGUCAGACGCUAUACUUCAUGGCGCAUCCCGAGCGCGAUCCCAUUAUAUUGGCAUUGAGGAAUAUAUUUUCACAACUUCACUGUGCGACGCCGUUGGUAUCAACGAAGGAGCUAACGGAUGCCUUUGGAUGGGGUGCCAACGACGCUUGGGUGCAGCACGAUGUGCACGAAAUGAUGCAGAAGCUAUUUGAUCGUCUGGAAACUAUCUGUAAAGGAACUCCUCAGGAGAAUUUUAUUCGUGAUCUUUUUUACGGUGAAUUAACGUAUAUUACGCGUGCCGUGGACGGUGUGGACUACAUCUCGUACAGAAACGAAGGGUUUUAUGACGUGGAACUGCUGGUGAAAAACAUGGACACAAUCUAUGAAUCCUUUGAACUCUGGGCCAAGCCCGAACGUAUCGAGGGAGUCUCACUAGAGAUAACUAAAGGGGGGCCCUGCACAAGUCACACAGUUGAGCGGAGUCAGCGUUUUGUGCGCCUGCCACCGGUUUUGCUAAUUCACCCCAAUCGCGCAGAGUUUUCUAUGGAAACCUUUACGGUGAGAACACUGCCUGGUAAGUGGACAUUUCCAACGUCUCUCAAUCUUGAGCCGUAUGUUCUUCCAAUGGAAUUGGAAAAAAAUGGUGGAACUGGUUUGAGUCCUUUUUAUGAAUUACGUUCUAUUGUAGUACACCAGGGUAUUGCGGAAAAUGGGCAUUACUUUGCAUAUGUUCGUUUUGGGGAUCAAUGGGUCUGUUUUAACGAUAUGUAUGUGUUUCGUGUAUCAGAGGAAGCUGUCAUGACUUCAGCUUCGUGUAGCAGCGACACGGAAAGCCUUAACAAGGGGUCCAAUGAACGGGCAUCACUUCUUGUUUAUGUCAACACGUCAGUAUCAAAGGACAUAUUGACUGAAGACUUUGUCCCUACGCAUAUUAAGGCGGUUGCGGAGGAGAUAUUAGCUGAACGUGAGCGCAUACAAAGGGAAAGAUGUGAGACUGUUACAUUUCGAUACAUCACAGAAAGAGAGUCUCUUGUUGAAGCUUUGGAUGAUCCAUAUGACCCACCAGUUAAUGUGAAAAGCACAAGCGUGCCUACCUUCUUUAGUAUAGAAGAAGUUCAUGCUGCCAUUGCUGAAGACAUUGGACAAUCUCCCGAUAGAAUUCGUGUGUGGAUGUACGAUGGCGGCAUCGCCGCUGAUGUCUUUGAAGCUCAUCUCCACAAUGACACAAAUCGUCGUGAGAUUCUUUUUGUGGAGAUCCUCCCGGAUAAAAAGGAGAAGUUUUCUCAAAUGUCAGUUGAAAACGCAUUUUUUGCUCUUGUUCGCAUUAUUCAUGAAGAUUCACUGGGGCCUUGCAAAAUCAUUCACACGCGUAAGGAUUUAGAGAGACUCAUAGGGGAAAGCGAGGAGGAAAACAAGUGCUUGAUUUGCUUGCAAGGCCCAAGUUUAUGGGAGGUUUCGGUUGAUAGGGUUUUGGUAGGCGGCAAUGUGAUAUUGUGCCCAGUAUCCAUGAAAAAAGAGCAUGCGUUGGAGUUGUUGCGUCAGCGUAAAUUCAAGGAGGUUGAGGUUCUUCUUCUUGACCGUCGUGGUACGGGGAUGUGGACGCCCACAGGCACCAUUCGUCUUGAUGCAAAGUCGUCUUAUGUCGAUGCGCAGAAGAAGGUUUAUGAGCAUUUGGUCGCGGCCCAUCAUUCUCCUCCAAUAUCUCCAGAGUACAUUGGUUUUCACUGUGCUGGUUCCCACGCUCGAAAUCCAUCUAUUGCCGUAUUUCCGCCCUCCUUUUUGGGCUCUAUGAAAGAGGGGAUGGUUAGCCUCCUAUGGCAUGGCGAGGACACAAUGGAGCUGUUUGUGACGCUACUUCCGGCCCCGUUGAGCUCCAUUGACACACUGCGUGUUGUGUUGCUGAAUGUUGGUGGGGGCAUACGCCCCGCGGUGCACGUGGAGGGGAGGUCGUACAAAUUAGGUGAACUAUUUCGUCUUGCAAUGCAACAGACAUCUUCAUGUCUCCCCACUGACCUGUUUAAUUACAUUAUGUAUCGCCUUCAGAAGCGCAUUCCGGUGUUACGCCUCAUUAUGAUUCCUAAUGAAAAAAACCAACGUGUGUUUGAAAAUGAGGAUGAUGAAGUGUUGGAGUGUAUUGGUUUGUAUGUGAUGGAUGUGCUUGCAGAGAUAAGGAAAGGGUUUUUUCGGGUAGAUGUCGUCUUUUAUGAUCGACGAUCAGGGGAAGGGCGUUUUGGCUUCCCGACGAAUAUUGCGCUGACAGAGUCGUACAAAGAGACGGGGAUGGAGAUUGCCCAACGGGUGGCUGAGAAGAUCAAAGCGACUGUAAGCGUAGAGGAGAUUGGGCGAUGGAUUGUUGCUGUGAAGGGCAAAUCCGGCGUUAUUCGAACAGUUGGUCCAAAAGAAGUGCUGAAGAGCAUUAUGAAGGAUCUUAAUGAGGAGUUGGAGUGCUUGAUGAUCGAUCGUCCACGAUCACUCUUAAUUGACGGCGUCGAUGACGUUCGACAGGGCAUUGAGCACUCCAUCAUUAUUAAAGAUCCUUCCUUGCAAGAUUCGAGGUCAAAAUCCGCGCAGCAUGGGGAAAUGUAA
Molecule: messenger RNA, 2700 nt
Organism: Trypanosoma cruzi
Lineage: Eukaryota; Euglenozoa; Kinetoplastea; Trypanosomatida; Trypanosomatidae
Product: ubiquitin hydrolase, putative
Exons: 1
Coding region: 1-2700 (899 amino acids)
Biological process (GO): protein deubiquitination
Cellular component (GO): cytosol; nucleus
Molecular function (GO): cysteine-type deubiquitinase activity; cysteine-type endopeptidase activity
Source: RefSeq, a predicted model, not a curated record